This is a messenger RNA of Ooceraea biroi (clonal raider ant), 3425 nucleotides long. It is a transcript of the gene mei-9, whose product is annotated as DNA repair endonuclease XPF mei-9. Gene Ontology annotation, biological process: nucleotide-excision repair involved in interstrand cross-link repair; double-strand break repair via homologous recombination; resolution of meiotic recombination intermediates. Lineage: Eukaryota; Metazoa; Arthropoda; Insecta; Hymenoptera; Formicidae. Gene Ontology annotation, molecular function: single-stranded DNA binding; single-stranded DNA endonuclease activity; damaged DNA binding. The record is from RefSeq and is a predicted model, not a curated record. Gene Ontology annotation, cellular component: nucleotide-excision repair factor 1 complex.
UAUUCGCGCGAUCAGCUGAUUCCUUUGAUCUCGCGAGCGUCAGCGCUCGACGUAGCUGCGUUUAUAAUUUUAUGCGGUUUACGUAAUGCGUGUAUGAAUGUGAUUUCGGCGAUCAUUCCGCGAUUCAGAUCGCACGAUUGUAUUAUAGUCACGUGAUUGCGUCGUCGCUCGCGCAGACCGUGAUAAAAGUUGUGAUAAAAGUUAACACUCGUUUGUGUGCUAUUCGCGAAUAAUGUUGUUAUGCGCUGUACUAUGAAGACAAUAUUGUUCAUUAUUGGAACGCUGUUAACCUGUGCACUAGCAUUAGAAGAAGAAUUGUUGCACUACGUUAGUGAUGAUGUGCCUGGUGGCUCCUAUAAAUAUUAUAGUUUAACCUACGAUGGUUACAUUAAGAUACGGUUAACGUCAAUAACAGGUGAUGCAGAUUUAUACGCAUCGCAGACUACAACCAAGCCGACAUAUGAGCCAGAUCACUAUUGCCUGCAAUCCACAACUUGUGGCGAAGAUAUUAUUUUCAUACCCAAGAGUUUUAAGCGACCUGUAAGCAUCGGCGUUUAUGGCCAUCCAUCACAUGAGAUUAGUAAAUAUACUCUGUCAGUAUUUGAGGUGACAGUUGAGGACGACAAUUUUCCUUAUCACCAAACAUCAAGAUCAAAAUUAUCGGCGAUAAUGUUGGAAUACGAAAAUCAAAUCUUUCUCGACAUCCUCCAUGAGGAUGGACUGGUUAUUACAGCCAAGGGUCUUGGUAUAGAAAUUGUCUUUGGAAAUGUACUGAAGGCUUAUUCAGACCCGGGCAAUCUGGUCAUUGUCCUGGGGACCACUGAUUAUGAUGAGCGUUACUUCAUUGACCUACUCAAGAGUUACGGAACGAACAUGUUACCACGCGUGGUCAAUGCUGAGUGUCCUUCCAACGAGAGGGAAGUGAUGUACCUGGAAGGUGGAGUACUGUUCAUAUCGGGCCGCAUCUUGGUGGUGGAUCUGUUGAAGAAUCGAGUACCACUGCACCUAGUCACCGGUGUGCUCGUGUACAGAGCUCACAACAUCCUGAACGCGUAUCAAGAAGCGUUCGCGCUGCGUCUGUACAGGCAGAGCAACAAGACUGGAUUCAUCAAGGCGUUCACGAACUCGUCGCUGGCUUUCACAGUCGGGUUUUCGCGGGUGGAGCGAGUCAUGAAGGCGCUGUUCGUGAAGAAGUUGUACCUGUGGCCGCGCUUCCACUCGAUCGUCAACAGCUGUCUGUCCAAGCACAUGCCCGAAGUAAUAGAGCUGCAUGUGAAGAUCACGCCGAAGAUGGAGAACAUCCAGACCGCUUUGCUCGACAUCAUGAAUUACAUCGUGAAGGAGCUGAAGCGACUUAAUAAGUACCUGGAUCUGGACGAAUUGACCGUGGAGAACGCGAUUGCGAAGAAGUUUCACAAGCAGUUGCACUUGCAACUCGAUCCAAUCUGGCAUCAACUCAGCACGACGACCAAGCAACUGUUCUCGGAUCUGAAAACACUGCGGUCUCUCGUUAUGUCCUUGACGUACCAAGACUCGGUUUCAUUUUACUGCAUGCUAAAUAGUUUACGUACUAUGGAGUACGCCGUGAAGGCAAGCGGUUGGAUAAUGUUGGACGAGGCCGAGAAUUUAUUUAAAUACGCCAAGAGCAGAGUUUACACGGACAAGAGUGAAUUGAAGCCAGAACCGAAUCCAAAGUGGAUAGCUCUGUCGGAGGUACUGAACGAGAUCCAGGAACAGAAGCGUAAGAAGGACGACGAUAGCAUCGACAAAGUUUUUAUCCUAGUGCAGGAUAACAAUGUGUGCCACCAGUUAAAGAAUUAUUUAACCAUGGGUGCGAACGAAUACCUGCUUUACCACUCGCUGAAGAAACUGUCGCAUAUUGAACUACAAAAAACAAGUGGCAAGUGCGAAAAGAAAGCGGACGAUCAGCAGUCUACGUCUGAAAAUAUGUCGGAAAAUACGGAAAAUACGGAUGAGGAUUUACAGGGAGAUCAGGAUACUUACAUACUCACAUUGUCGCAAAAAUCUACAGAGGAUACUGAACCGAGUACUUCUAAGGGAGAUGUGAAACAUCAGACUUUGUUCGAGGAAUGCUCACAACUUGCGGAAUUGGAUGUAACCAGUUGCGCGAAAUCCGCACCUGUCGUGAUCAUACAAGCUAUCAAGAAGGGAGGUGAUCCGAUGGCUGUACAACGUACGUUAACCGAGCACAUGCCGAAUAAUGUUAUUUUGUACGCAGCCGAUAUCGGUACAGUGAGACAAUUGGAGGUGUACCAGAAUAACCAUCCGUCAAUUGGUCUGAAAGUAUAUUUCCUCAUUUACGGUGGAUCCGUCGAGGAACAGGAAUACCUCACUUCCUUACGACGGGAAAAGGAGGCGUUUCAUUCGUUGAUUAAUACAAAAACUACGAUGGUCGUGCCCGAGGAACAAGACGGAAAAUCGGAAGAUUGUUUGGCUCUCAUGAUUCACUCGGACAGUGCAGCUGCGGAGGAGAAUACGCGUAAGGGUGGAAUGCAAUCCGAAGCCAAAGUAAUCCCAAAAGUUAUCGUCGAUAUGAGGGAAUUCAGAAGCGAGUUGCCUGCUAUUCUAUACACACGUGGAAUAAAAAUUGAACCAGUAACGUUAGUGGUGGGCGAUUAUAUCCUUACGCCGGAGAUAUGCGUCGAGAGAAAAAGUAUAUCUGAUCUAAUUGGUUCUUUGCUCUCUGGAAGAUUGUACAAUCAGGCAGUUGCUAUGACUAGACAUUACGCUAAACCUAUGCUGCUCAUAGAAUUCGAUCAAAAUAAACCAUUCUGCUUUCAGGGAAAUUACUACGGUAGCAGAGACUUUCAAAAUUCAACCAUAACAACGAAACUACAAUUAUUAACGCUUCAUUUUCCUAAAUUGAAAAUAAUAUGGUCCCCUAGUCCACACGCGACAGCACAAUUGUUUGAGGAACUGAAGCAAGGACGAGAUCAGCCAGAUGCAAAUGUAGCUGCUAAAAUUGGAGCAGAUGAAAAUACGGAAGACAAACAAAUAAUGAUGGAAAAAUAUAACUCGCGCAUCCAAGAUUUCGUAGCUAAAUUGCCGGGUGUGCAUUCGAAAAAUCUACGUGUUCUGUUGAAUAAAGGACAAUCAUUAAGCCAUCUUAUUAGGCUGACGAAAGAAGAACUAAAAGAGAUACUUGGAAAUGCAAAUGACGCUGAAAUGUUACAUAAAGCUUUGCACGAAAAAUGUUUAUCAACGGAUGAAAAAUCAUCGACCAAAGUUUCCAAAGUACGUGGAAAAAACCUUUUCACUAGAGUAAAAAAAGCAAAAACGUAAGUGAUGAAUUAGAAACAAAUGAAUUUGUUAAUGAAAAUUUUUGCAAGUAGUGUUUACACGUUAUUGUGUCAGCGAGAAUCUUAUACUCUCAAUUUAAUAAAUAAAAUUCUGUAAAUAAAAUA